GCCGCAUCCUCAAUAUACCCGUCGCAGAACAAGGCCAGAAGACGCGUCCAAGUCUGUGGACAAACACUGGGGAAAAUCUAACCGAAAAGUGGUGGAAACAGGACGCAAAAGCAAUAUGUCACACGCUGGCUCUUACGACUCAUCUCGUUCCCACUCAGUCAUGACAGAAGACGAGGAGGAUUGGGAGGACUACGUCAAAGGUGGCUAUCACCCAGUACACAUCGGCGACACCUUCUCGGAUGGGCGAUAUGUUGUAGUCAGGAAACUCGGCUGGGGGCACUUCUCGACGGUCUGGUUAGCGAAGGAUACAAAAAUGAACCGCCAUGUCGCGCUCAAGAUUGUAAAAUCAGCACCUCGCUAUACAGAGACCGCGUUGGACGAGAUCAAACUACUCCAAAGACUCAUUACAUCCUCCACACCUCCAAUCCAGCCGACCCCCGACAACCCAAAUCCGCCCCUCUCGCCUGCGCAGACCCACUCGGGCAAAUCGCAUGUCAUUUCGUUCCUCGACCACUUCCGACACAAGGGGCCGAAUGGCACCCAUGUCUGCAUGGUUUUCGAAGUUCUGGGAGAGAACCUUCUCGGCCUCAUCAAGCGGCACCAAAACAAGGGCGUUCCCAUGCACCUCGUCAAGCAGAUCGCGAAGCAGAUUCUCCUCGGGCUCGACUACAUGCACCGCUGUUGCGGCGUCAUUCACACCGACCUCAAGCCGGAGAACGUGCUCAUAUGCAUCGAGAACGUCGAAGAGAUCAUCUCAGCCGAGCUCGCCGCCCAGUCCGCAUCCGCGACCGCGCCGCCGACACGCCUCGUCGGAGUCCCGCCGUCCAAGGGGCGCGGGGGCAACCAGACGCCAAGAUCCGAGUCCGUCUUCAUCACGGGGUCACAGCCGCUGCCGUCGCCAAGUUCGUCGUACGGCUCGUCCUCGCACCUCGACCGGUGGGCGUUCGGGAUGAGCAAGAUCGAGGGCGAGGCUGCGAGCAAGCCGGGCUCACUCGGGGACGGCGCGCUCGAGAUCAAGAAGAAGGGCAGCAGCAGCGGGAGCAAGGACGACGCGGGCCCGCGCUCGGACUCGAUGGAGCAGGCUGCGGAGCGGAUAUCGAACGUGAAGCUCGAGGGCUCACCCUUUGGCGAGAAGCAGGCCUCGGGCAGGGGCAAGCCCUCGGGGCUGUCGCUCCUCUCGCAGCAGGCCCCAACGCAAAAGCAGCCAGAGCCGCCAGAGCCCAACCCGCCGCCGUACAUGGAGGGCGCGCUCGAGGAUGAGGGUACCACGAACGGCCCGGCGCCGCCGAUAUCGUCGUCUGCGAUGUCCGUCGACCAGCAGCUGCCGCUUUUGGACGGGACGGAGAAGAUCACGGUCAAGAUCGCUGAUCUGGGCAACGCGACGUGGGUCGAGCAUCACUUCACGGACGACAUCCAGACGCGGCAGUAUCGCUGUCCUGAAGUUAUUCUCGGCGCGAGGUGGGGGACGAGUGCAGAUAUCUGGAGCGUUGCCUGCAUAAUAUUCGAGCUCCUGACUGGCGGAGACUAUCUUUUCGACCCUGCAUCUGGAUCGCGGUAUAGCAAGGACGAUGAUCACAUAGCACAGAUCAUGGAGCUCAUGGGCGAGUUCCCGAAGAGCGUCGCGUUCUCGGGCAAGUACAGCUCGGACUUUUUCAGCCGGAAAGGCGAGCUUCGGCACAUCCAGAAACUGCGCUUCUGGCCGCUCGGGGACGUGCUGCACGACAAGUACCUGCUGCCGAAGGAGGAGGCGGACAUGAUCGCGUCGUUCCUGAACCCGAUGCUGCGGCUCAUACCCGAGAAGCGCGCGAAGGCGAGCGAGCUCACCCACCACGCCUGGCUGGACGGCACCGUCGUGCAGGGCGAGAUCGACGUGAUCCGGCGGGCGGAGGAUGAGGACCGAAAGCGGCGGGCGGCGGUGGCGGCGCAGGCGAACAAGGGCAAGGCGAUCGAGGCGCCGUUGCGGACCAGGGCGGACGAGCAGGAGGAGGACGCGAUGAAGCCGGUGGACGAGGCCGUCGGGGCAGACGAUGUACCCAAGAUCGCGGUGCCGGUGCCGUCGUCGGCGGGCGGGAAGGAGAAUGCGCACCGGACGGUGCCCACGCUGCAUUCUGUGCCACACCAUACGAAGCCGGGGGACCAGCACAAACGCUGACUGGCGUGAACGACACUACUAGUACUUUGAUUGCUCGAGUUUUCUCUGCCUUGCUAUUGCCUUUUGAUGUGCCAUAGAUUGGCUUGACUUGUAGAUCGAUGGUUCCCCUGUUCUUCAUCUGUAGCAGUUUGUGUACCUGUGCUUGUGCUGUUUGUUUCACUAAUACGUUCUUGCUUUCUUAGUUCCUGUUCUGUAGUGGCUCUCCUGUUGGCUCGGCUAUACCAGUGAACUUACUCACUCUGAGGCAGCAUUCGAUAUAC
Messenger RNA from Phanerochaete carnosa HHB-10118-sp, 2412 nucleotides. RefSeq lists its product as uncharacterized. Gene Ontology annotation, molecular function: protein kinase activity; ATP binding. The record is from RefSeq and is a predicted model, not a curated record. Gene Ontology annotation, biological process: regulation of mRNA processing; spliceosomal complex assembly; protein phosphorylation. The transcript has 7 exons. The coding region runs from base 314 to 2152 and encodes 612 amino acids. Lineage: Eukaryota; Fungi; Basidiomycota; Agaricomycetes; Polyporales; Phanerochaetaceae.